GACUGUUACCUUGAGCACAGGCACCUCGGUGGCAAGAGCAUCGGAGCACUCUGAAUGUUGGUCCCUUUUGCUGGCCUGGGUCACCGUCAAGGACAUCUGUUUUCAGCUUCUUCUGCAGCCUGAACUUCUCCUGAAGCCCUUAGGAAUACCAGAAGAGAAGCUUCCCACCUGCAGCAAGUCACAAAAUGGCUCGGCCCGGGGGCUGCGAGUGUGACGCAGGCAUCCGCACGGACCCGGCGCUCAACUCCUGCCUGGGAAUUCCUGACAUGCCGCACGAUGGAAACGACCACUGCACUGGUCUCCCUAUGGAAGCGGCUGUUUAUACGUGGCAGUGAGACCCCAUGGAGCAGUUGAGGAGGGGGAUGGCUCUUCGUAUUCAUGAAGCCUGGAUACUGCUGUUUCUAAUCCCUGCUUUGGUCACUCCAGCUGCCCUCAACCAUGAAGACUACCCUGCAGAUGAGGGGGACCAGACCUCGAGCAAUGACAAUCUGAUUUUUGAUGACUAUCGAGGGAAGGGCUGCGUGGAUGACAGUGGCUUUGUGUACAAGCUGGGAGAGCGCUUCUUCCCGGGACACUCCAACUGCCCCUGUGUCUGUACUGAGGACGGGCCCGUUUGCGACCAGCCGGAGUGCCCCAAAAUCCACCCCAAGUGUACAAAAGUGGAACACAACGGAUGCUGUCCGGAAUGCAAGGAAGUGAGAAACUUUUGUGAAUAUCACGGGAAAAAUUACAAAAUCUUGGAGGAAUUUAAGCCCUCGCCAUGCGAAUGGUGUCGCUGUGAGCCCAGCAAUGAAGUUCACUGUGUUGUAGCAGACUGCGCAGUUCCCGAAUGUGUCAACCCAGUCUAUGAACCAGAACAGUGUUGUCCUGUCUGCAAAAAUGGUCCCAACUGCUUCGCGGGCACCACCAUCAUCCCCGCCGGCAUCGAGGUGAAGGUGGACGACUGCAACAUCUGCCACUGCCACAACGGGGACUGGUGGAAGCCGGCGCAGUGCUCCAAGCGCGAGUGCCAGGGCAAGCAGGCCCUGUAGCGCCCGCGGCUCCAGGCGCCGGCCGAGCCCCGGAGCCGCCGCCUGCCCGCACGGGAAGGGCUCCUCGCUGCCCCGCGCUCGCCUCUCGCUUCACCUCCUGUGUGUACGGGCUCGCGGGAGCUACCCUGCUUUUUAAUUGCCAGGCUGGACUGGGGUGCGGUGGUCACGUCUUUUGGAGCUGGCGUGGGAGGGAAGGACGGAAAGAAGAACAAGACAACCCUGUGUAAGCUCCGGUGACGCUCCCAGGACUUCACUCUCUCACGCUGGGCAAUGGGGACUGCACUUGGCAGGUUUUAUUUAUUUCAUCUUUUUCGCUGUCGUGAUUUUUUUUUUCGUCAUCUGGGGCAAUACAGGUUUGAGUGAAGCAAUUAAUUAUUUUGUUUACAGUGUCUGUGGAGGCUAAAAACCAAGAGCAGGAGGGAGGGCCACAAAGGACCGGGGGAUGUAUAAAUGGAGAGGGGAGCAGGGAUUGCAGCUGGAAGGCAGUACGUGGGAUGUGCAGGUACCCGGGUGUGUGGCGAGGCGCGAGCGCUGUCCAGAUGGCACCUCCCCACUGAGUGGGGACAACAGAGUCGAUGCCACCUCCGGCCUCACAGUCCCUCUGGUGAACAAGGCCAGGCCCUGUGAGGCAGCGGCCAGGACCCUGUCAAGGCAAUUUAUUUGAAGGGCAUCCCCUGGAGAACAACUUCUUAUCCUAAAUGCUGCAGUCCUUCUCCCUCGUGGGGGAAGCGGUUUUGCCGGCUUUCCUUGCGACUUGGUUCGUCUCGCUGCAGGAUGCCCCUCGGGUGCAAGUGGUGAGGCUGAGGUAAGUAGGUCCCUGUUGACUUCAGCGACAGCAGGACUUGGCCACCGCACAUUACAACAAAGCCCAAAGCCACCGCAGCGCCUCAAGAGGAUUCCAUACCCACCCCUGGAGCACGGAAAUGGUAUCACAAAAUGAACCGGGAGGUCCCGGCCAGGCCCAGCCUUGUGCUCGUGCCCAGGAGCCGGUGAUUCCCCGGGGUGCUCUGGGGCUGCCCCUCCACCAGCAGUCACUUCCAGCACGGCGGGGAAGUCGCUGGCCCUGCAGAAGCUGGUGGGCUGCAAGGCAGCGCGGCUGCUUCCCGCAGGGUGCCCGAGCGCGGCCGGCUCCGGACGCCUGCCACGCAGGCCCCACCGUACACCCACUCCGUGGGAGGAGCCGGAGCCGGCUCCUUCCCUGCUUUCCCAUGCUCUCAGCAGGGUGACCCACAGGGAUUAUUCUGCUCAGACCUCGGUCUAACACUCACCCUCACUGGCGACAGCAGCGAGGUCCCCUAGCAGCGCCCUGCAGCGAAGCAAUGCCGCACCGGUGUCAACGCAGUCUCCACUUUUGCACACUGUUGCCUUUAAUAUUCUUAUUUCUUCUGCAUUUUUCAUAUUCCCAGAUUCUCCACCGCAGUAGGUUUCUUUCUGCCAAGAUUUUUGUCUCCUGCACUUCUACCAUUCAGUCGGUCAUCAUUGCGUUUAUCUGAGAGCCGUUGCCUGUCAAUGACGAUCCAGUUUCAAAUCUCUAAACAAUAGUGUGCCUGAAACUA
This is a messenger RNA of Nothoprocta perdicaria, 2587 nucleotides long. RefSeq names its product von Willebrand factor C domain containing protein 2 like (gene VWC2L). The record is from RefSeq and is a predicted model, not a curated record. Gene Ontology annotation, cellular component: AMPA glutamate receptor complex. Gene Ontology annotation, molecular function: protein binding. The transcript is spliced from 5 exons. Gene Ontology annotation, biological process: negative regulation of BMP signaling pathway. Lineage: Eukaryota; Metazoa; Chordata; Aves; Tinamiformes; Tinamidae. The coding region runs from base 342 to 1031 and encodes 229 amino acids.